UUCAAAUUCUCCCCUUACAAAUUUCUAUUUCAUCCCUUUAUAUAUACUUUUUGUUCCAACAAUUCUGUCUAGCGCGCAAGACUGAAUCUUUCGAAUCAGGUAUCUGAUACUUGAACAUCUUGGCCAUCCAUUCUCAUAUGGGCAGCAUUCAAAUGUAUCAGUUGGUGCUGUUUUUGUCAGUACUUGGCGCUUUUCUUGCUGUUAGUACUCUUGGAGAUAAUUCAGCAGCUGCUUAUUGGCUUCUGAGAGUCAAAUCAGAGCUAAUCGAUCCUGCAGGAGUUCUUGAGAACUGGUCUCCCAGCUCUCACAUAUGUAGCUGGAAUGGACUGACAUGUUCAGAUGAUCAGACCAGAAUUCUGGGCUUGAAUCUAUCUGGUUCAGGACUAUCAGGCUCACUCUCUCGUGAGUUUGGGCAAUUCACUUCACUUGAAACACUUGAUUUGUCCUCAAAUUCACUCACUGGACCGAUACCUCCAGAGCUCGGGCGGCUUCAAAAUCUAAGGAUGCUGCUCCUCUAUACAAAUUAUCUCUCUGGUAAGCUUCCUGCAGAGCUAGGUCUACUGAAGAAGUUGCAAGUUCUUAGAGUAGGAGAUAACAUGUUAACAGGUGAAAUUACACCAACCAUUGGUAACUUGACAGAGUUGAGAGUUUUGGGUCUUGCUUAUUGCCAAUUUAAUGGAAGCAUUCCAAUUGAGACUGGUAAUUUGAAGCAUCUGAUAUCUCUUGAUUUGCAGAAGAACAGUCUCAAUGGCCUUAUACCGGAAGAGAUGCAUGGCUGUGAAGAACUCGAAAACUUCUCAGCAUCAAACAACCAGCUCCAAGGAGAUAUCCCUUCAUCGAUUGGAAUGCUUAAAUCACUGCAAAUUCUUAACCUGGCUAAUAACAGCCUUUCUGGGUCAAUUCCUAUUGCAUUAAGUCGUCUCUCCAAUCUGAAGUACUUGAAUUUGCUCGGGAAUGAAUUGAGUGGCGAAAUUCCUUCAGAGCUUAACCAGUUGGUUCAGCUUGAGAAGCUUGACUUAUCGAGAAACAACCUCUCAGGAACCAUAAGCCUUCUCAAUACCCAGUUAAAGAAUCUUGAAGCCCUUGUUCUGUCUAACAAUGCUUUGACAGGUAGCGUUCCAAGCAACUUCUGCCUAAGAAAUUCGAAUCUUCAACAACUUCUUCUGGCUCGAAAUAAGCUCUCAGACAAAUUCCCUUUGGAGCUUCUGAACUGUUCCUCACUCCAACAAUUAGACCUUUCUGACAACAGGUUUGAAGGAGAGCUACCAUCCCUCCUAGACAAACUAGAGAACCUGACAGAUCUCAUUCUCAAUAAUAACAGCUUUUCCGGCACCCUACCUCCUGAAAUAGGAAACCUGAGCAAACUGGAAAAUCUUUUUCUGUUUGACAACAUGAUUACAGGUGAAAUUCCGGUGGAGAUUGAGAAGUUACAGGCGUUGAGUGUCAUUUACCUCUAUGAUAAUCAGAUGUCAGGACAGAUACCUAGAGAGUUAACAAACUGCACGAGCUUAACAGAAAUUGAUUUCUUUGGAAACCAUUUUACAGGGUCCAUUCCUGCCACAGUUGGGAAGCUUAAGAAUCUUCUUCUGCUGCAGCUGAGGCAGAAUUACCUGUCAGGUCCCAUACCGCCAAGCUUGGGUUACUGCAAAAGGCUUCAGUUAUUGGCCUUGGCUGAUAACAAACUCUCUGGAUCAUUGCCACCCACAUUCAGAUUCCUUUCAGAACUCAGCACUAUCACGCUUUACAACAAUUCCUUCCAAGGCCCUCUUCCCACUUCUCUGUUCCUUCUGAAAAACCUUAAAAUCAUAAAUUUUUCCCACAACAGGUUCAGUGGAACUAUCUUUCCUCUCUCUGGUUCAAAUGCUCUGACUGCAUUAGACUUGACAAACAACAGCUUCUCAGGUCCCAUUCCUUCCAUGUCAAGAAAUCUUGGCCGCUUCCGUCUUGCACACAAUCAUCUUUCUGGCAACAUCAAUUCCAUAUUUGGCCAGCUGACAGAGCUCAAAUUUCUUGAUCUAUCUUUCAACAAUCUUUCAGGAGGACUGCAGCCAUCUCAACUCUCAAGCUGUACAAAACUCGAACACCUUUUACUUAAUAAUAACAAGUUCAAAGGCACAAUGCCUCCAUGGUUAGGGAGCUUUCAAGAACUUGGUGAGUUAGACCUUUCAUCAAAUAAUUUCUAUGGCACAGUGCCUGCGGAGCUUGGAAACUGUUCAAAAUUGCUCAAGCUUUCUCUACAUAGCAACACACUCUCAGGGGAGAUCCCACCAGAAAUUGGAAAUCUAACUUCUCUCAAUGUCCUUACACUGCAAAGAAACAACCUUUCUGGCUCCAUUCCUUCGACAAUCCAACAGUGUAAGAAGCUCUAUGAACUGAGGCUCUCAGAAAACUUCUUCACAGGCUCAAUACCAUCUGAGCUAGGCUGGCUUACUGAGUUACAAGUGAUCUUGGAUUUGAGUAAAAAUCUCCUCUCCGGAGAAAUUCCAUCAUCUCUUGGAAACCUUCUCAAGUUAGAAAGACUGAAUCUCUCUUGUAAUCAACUCCAAGGAGAAGUACCUCCAUCACUUGAAAAACUAACCAGCCUCCACAUGCUAAACUUGUCAAAUAAUCAUCUCCAGGGCCAACUUCCUCCAACCUUUUCAGGAUUCCCACUCAGCUCUUUCUUGGGUAAUGCAAAGCUAUGCGGCCCACCAUUAGCAACAUGCUCGGAAUCAGUGGGGCAGGUAAAAAAGCAGCUUUCCGAAACUGAAGUAGUGGGUAUUAUAGUGGCCAUUGUUUUCACUUCUACAGUGAUAUGCUUGUUGAUGCUCUGUAUCAUGUGGAGAAUAUGGUGCCACUGGAGAGAAGUUUCAAUUUCCAGUUCAGAUGGUGGUGGAAUCGAACAAAAGAGAGAGGAUGGGAAACGGGUCUAUGGAGAUAAGAAGAUCAGGAGGAAUGGUGAGUACUGGAAAGUUAACUCCAUGGCAUUAGUUUCUUCACAAGAUAAUAAGCCAAAUUCUACAAUAUUAGCACGCAUAUUCCAUCUCAGAAUGGAUUCAGAAGCCAUAGAAACUACCUUGUUCUAAAGUUUCGUUGUUAUUUUAUUUUCUCUCCCCUUUUGUUUUUUAUGCAUUAUCUUUACUCCUGUGAUUUCUUACUUGCUAUAACACUCCAUGCUAGCGCUAGCUGCAA
This is a messenger RNA of Alnus glutinosa, 3171 nucleotides long. Its product is annotated as LRR receptor-like serine/threonine-protein kinase GSO1. Lineage: Eukaryota; Viridiplantae; Streptophyta; Magnoliopsida; Fagales; Betulaceae. The record is from RefSeq and is a predicted model, not a curated record. Gene Ontology annotation, molecular function: protein binding. Bases 138 to 3065 code for a protein of 975 amino acids. The transcript has a single exon.